Ipomoea triloba (trilobed morning glory) is the source of this 1588-nucleotide messenger RNA. Its product is annotated as protein E6-like. The transcript is spliced from 2 exons. The record is from RefSeq and is a predicted model, not a curated record. Bases 64 to 1251 code for a protein of 395 amino acids. Lineage: Eukaryota; Viridiplantae; Streptophyta; Magnoliopsida; Solanales; Convolvulaceae.
GUGGAAAGAUUUAUCACUUCACAACACUUCCCACUAUACACCAACCCCUCUCUCUCUCCUUCCAUGGCUUCCCUCAACCAAAUCAUCUUCUUCUUCUUCCUCCUCACUCUCUUAUCCUCCCUGCAAAUUCAUGCAAGAGACAGCCAAUUCUUCAACAAAAUAAUCCCUAACAAUGACAACAAUAGCAGCAGCAAAGAGCAAUCUACAACUGUGAAUCCUCUACAAAAAGAACCAAGUUUCGCCCCGGAGAAUGAAACCGGCGGCUAUGGCCUCUACGGCCAUGAAUCCGGCCAGCUUCCGCCGUCCGCCACCGCCGUCAACAACCAUGCAGAGGAGGAAGAAGUUCCUUACAAGAAAUACCUUCCCAAGAACUAUAACCCUGUUGCCUACGUCACUGUCCCGGAGGACAACAAUAAUGAUGAUGACGCUAAGUUCAUGGCCGCCGCCGCCGACAACCGCGGAUUCUACAACGGCGACAAGGAGUUCGCCGCCGCCGGAGAAUCAAGAAUGCCCGAGGACACCAGGUUCAUGGAUAAGGAGUUCACCACCUCCGGCGAUAACCGCCGGGAUUUUUACAACGGCGCCGGAGAAUCAAGAAUGCCCGGCGGCGACACAAGAUUCAUGGAAAACGAGUUCUCCCCCUCCGGCGCCGGCGCCGAUAACCGCCGGGAUUUUUACAACGGCGCCGGAGAAUCAAGAAUGCCCCAAAACACAAGAUUCAUGGACAAGGAGUUCACCACCUACGGCACCGCCGAUAACCGCCGGGAUUUUUACAACGGCGCCGGAGAAUCAAGAAUGCCCGACGACACAAGAUUCAUGGAAAACGAGUUCACCCCCUCCUCCGCCGCCGACAACCGCCGUUACUACAACGGCCCCGCCGGCAACAACAACUACAACAACAACCCCCAAGAUGAUAAAUUCAUGCAGAGUGGCUUCAACACUGACAACAACUACUACAACAACCAAGAAGAAAACUUCUUCCCCACCACCUCCGGCGGCGGCGCCGGCAACAACCGCUACAACUACAACAACGGCGGCGCCGGAAACAGGUUUGAGCAGCAAGGGAUGAGCGACACAAGAUUCUUGGAGAAUGGGAGGUAUUACUACGAUGUGAACACAGAGAAGUACGCCACCCACCCAUACAUGAAUUCAAGAAACCAGUUCAACAACAACAAUGGAUUCAAAAACAAUUUCAUGGAGAACAACUACCAGAAUAUGGAGGAGUUCCAGGACCAAGAAGACAUUCCCUGAGAUUCCUUAACAUUUUUCUUUUCCACAAAGUUAAAAGAUCAUGUGACAGAGUCCCAAAAUCUAUCUGCAAAUUAAACACACGACUGGGUGUUUGAUGGUGUGUUAAAUUAUGGUUGUUUAGGGGGGAAUGUGUUGAUGAUGAUUAAGCUAUAGAUUUGUUCAUAGGUUAUCUCCUGUCUCUAUAGUUAUAUAUUGUGUGUGAAUGAGACCAUGAAACUAUGGUUUUCUGUCAGCUGGUCUAGACCAAAUCUAUUCAACUCCACAGAUGAUAUGAUGUUACAAAACUUGUUUAGUACUAAUAUAUCCAUAAUUAUUAAAUCCACUUGUAUUAUGGAAA